This is a messenger RNA of Caenorhabditis angaria, 261 nucleotides long. The record is from the annotation of a GenBank genome assembly. NCBI's taxonomy places the organism in Eukaryota, Metazoa, Nematoda, Chromadorea, Rhabditida, Rhabditidae.
AUGAACAUUCUCUCAAUUCUCACUAUUUUUGCCAUUUUCUUCGUAGCUGUUUCAGCGAUGGGAAAUCCGGAAGAAGGAAAUCAAGGAAGACAUCAUCGUCAUCAAUGCAAAAAACAUCGCCAUAAUCAUGGAAAUGGAAAUGGAAACGGAGACGGAGAUGGAACAGAUGAUAGUAGCGAUAGCAGUCAAGGAAACGACAGUGGAAGUAACGAGCAACAACUCACUGUUGAGAUUGGAGCCGGAAAACCGAAGAAACAAUAA